ACCAAGAUUGCGAAGAACAACCAGGAAGCGGCCUGGCUGGGAGCUGUCCCGGCGUCUCCGCUCCGCUCUCGAGGGAGCGUCCCGCGUCCCUACACCGUCUUUUCCUGCCCCGCGUAGCCCCAGCCCUGACCUAGGCUCCGGCCCGGGCCGGCCACUCCGGAGCCGCCAUGUCGUCCGACUUCGAAGGCUACGAGCAGGACUUCGCGGUGCUCACUGCAGAGAUCACCAAUAAGAUUGCGAGGGUCCCCCGACUCCCGCCUGAUGAGAAGAAGCAGGUGGUUGCAAAUGUGGAGAAACAGCUCGAAGAAGCAAAAGAACUGUUGGAACAGAUGGAUUUGGAAGUCCGAGAGAUACCACCCCAAAGUCGAGGAAUGUACAGCAACAGGAUGAGAAGCUACAAGCAAGAAAUGGGGAAACUUGAGACAGAUUUUAAAAGGUCACGGAUUGCCUACAGUGACGAAGUACGGAAUGAGCUCCUAGGGGAUGAUGGGAAUUCCUCAGAGAACCAGUUGAUAAAAUUACGUGAAGAGAGGGCACAUCUGCUCGAUAACACAGAGAGGCUGGAAAGGUCAUCUCGGAGACUAGAGGCUGGGUACCAAAUAGCAGUGGAAACCGAACAAAUUGGCCAGGAGAUGUUGGAAAACCUCAGUCAUGACAGAGAAAAGAUACAGAGAGCACGUGAAAGACUUCGGGAAACAGAUGCUAACUUGGGGAAAAGCUCCAGGGUUCUGACAGGGAUGUUGAGAAGAAUCAUCCAGAACCGCAUCCUGAUCGUCAUUCUGGCCAUCGUCCUGGUUAUCACCAUCCUGACAGCGAUCACUUUUUCUGUCAGAAGACACUGAUGUAUCUGCUGUUCCUUGAUAAACAGCGACCGUGGCUCGUGCUGAGUAAUUAAGACAAAAUGGUCACAUGAAUCAUUCUCUCGCGCUGACAGGGCCUGAAUGACCCUCCCUCUCUCUCACCGCUGUUCAGCUGAAGUGCAAAGAGUGUAAAAAUAUUUCCUAUUCCUGUUUGCAUGUGGGUUGGCUUCCUUUUCUAGGUUUGUCUUCACCCAGAUUUGUUUUUCAUAGGGGAAGGCGAAUGUUUAUUUGCCUUUUGGUAAUUUCAUCUACUGACCAAAAUAGCCUUGGUGACAUUCUCGCUUGCCCUGUGGACAUGUCAGGGGUCAUGGUUUGGGAGAGGGCAUGAUGAGGCAGUCACGGGGGCUUCUGAUGGGCUGUGCUGUUUGUCACACACCUCUUGUCACCGAUCAGCCCUUCUGUGAUGUCUGAGCAUGAAAAAUGCAGAGGCACGCAGCAGCCAGGGCCAGUGACCGGCCCAGCACACCAGCCCUGUUCCUCCUCAGGAAUAAUGAAUAUAGUGCACCUGCCUGAGAGCUUUCAUUGUAAAGGUGGGUAUUUAAUAGCAGUUGUGCAGGAAAUUGACUUAGCACUUUCCCUGUUUUUUUAUGCAUAUAUAUGUAUUUUUUUUUUACCCAAGAAUAUUUUUUGCUGAGCCUGCCCAAUAUCCACUUUUCACAACUUUGAUUACUGGCUACAAGAAAGAUUUCCUUGCCUUCCAAAAAUCCCAUACUCCCCAGAAUCUGCUGGCAGAGAGAGCCCCGGCAUGGUAUUUAAUGGUGACCUCCUCUCCCCUGACCUGUGUAAGCAUCUCUGUAUCCUUUCCGUCUUAAUAUUUGCACUGCCAAAAGCAGCCCUCAUACAUGUAAAAGGUCUGACAGGGUUCUCUCCACAUCCAUUCCAGUAUGUAAAGAGAGCAUGAAUAUUUCAGGAAGAGCAAGAACCUGACUCCUUCAGUGAGAAAUUUCAAAUGUGAUUAUCAAUAUGGUAGAGUCCUAUAGGCUGAUCCACUGGAAAUAAACUUGAUGGAAAAUGUUCACUAACCUCCUUUAAAAGAAUAAGGGAUUGCAGCGCGUUACAAAAGGAUGGCUUGGGUUUUUCACUAACAAAUGUGAGCACAGCCUUCCUGAAUUCACGAUGUAUUCAAACCUCUGCCAUGCUUUGUGAUUUUCUUGGAUUUCUUUCUGUCCGAGGUAACCGGGAAUUGCAUUUAAGAUGAGUUCAUUUAUGAUCAGGCUUCAAAGUGCCCAAGCUGAGGUCAUUCUCCCACUAGUCAUAAAGCAAAAUGUGUUUUUCUUAAGACUUCGUAGGCACUUACAGGGUCCUUUCUAUCUUUUGAGUAUAAUUGGAAGCUUUGAAUCCUUGAAAAGCAAACCUGUUCCCUUCAUAAAAAAUGCUAACCACCUGUGCCCAUGGGCUGAGAUCACCUGGAUGCAGCACUUGAUUUUUUUUUUUCCCCAACUCAGGAGAGAACCAUUAUGGUUUAGAGAGGAAAUGCAGAAUGGCAAAAUCCACCCGAGAAAUUGCACUUAUCGAAACAGGCUAGGGCCUGCAUGUGUUCAGAUAAAUCAUUUAGUAUUGUGUAAAUAAAGCUGCAGCAUUUACUUCGCAGGGAUGGUGUGGGAUUUUGGCAGAGCGAAGUAGGCCAGCAAAGGAGUGGGAAGGCUGUACUAAUUUUCCUAUCAGCUUAAGGGAUCUAUCUCAGCAAGAAUCUUUUACUCUGAUAACGGAAUUCUGUACCUGCUAAACACAUCGAAGAAACAAUGAAAAAGCAGGGAAACAAGUAAUCUCCUUCUCGUUUUGCAACUCUAAUGGUGGGGAAGUACUCUACCAACCUCUCUGGUAGCUUCCUUCGAAACAGUUGGUCUUAGCUAAAGUGUAUAAUCGGUCACCCAGCAACACCUCACGCCGCCAGACUCUUCCUAAGGCCACCUGGCAAGCCAGGUUGAUCUGAUCAUCUAAACUCGCUGGCUCCUAAAUAUUUCACUAACACCUGACGUUCAUGUUGAAAGAGGAAAUGAGGAGGGAGUGUAUCGCUCACCCUUCAGUGGCUUCUUCUUUAGGGUUCUAUGUCAUUAUCAACCCUUGCCUGAGAUUUUGCCCCAAUUGAACCCUGAGAGUGGGAAGAAGAUGAACAGAUAACCUUGGCCUAACAUCCCCAUCAAAUUCACCUCAAGAGCGACCCCCUAGACCGGGAUAGUGACCACUUUUGUAGGAAGCUGGUCCGAAGGCCCCUGAAUUCCCGCCUGGCCCUCUCGAACGCUGCAGGACAGACUCAGAGGAGCCCCAGGGGAGGAAAAUUGUUCACCCUGCUCCCCUGGGGAAGGAGGAAAGCCCACAAAUUCGAAGCCAUUCAUAGAACUGUGAAAGGUUCUAGGAACUUAAUGUGAAAUUGACGAAUAUCUCUAAAGUCAGGAGCCUUUGUUAAAAAUUAUGUUCAACGGAAGGGUGGGGUGUAGAAGAGGAGACGGAGGAGGAAGAGGAAGGAGGAAGCCCUUGCCAUAUAAAAUUCAUGCAGACUAAACAGUUUCCCUGGCAGCGUAAAUAAAGCGGAUGCUGCCCUGCUCCAGAAUCAAAAGCAAUUUAAUUAAAGUCUCUUAAGUUGUAAAGAGUUUUAAAUGUUCCACGUUGAAGACGAAUGCCGACGAAUGCCUGCAAAUGCAGCGGGCCUGACGUCAGCUGCCAGGCCUGGGCUGGGAGGCCAUUUGCUAUUCUGUUUAAGGCAGGCUGGAUUGUCUUAUUUUGGAACCAGCUUGGUGGGGGGUUUGCUUUGCUACUGCUUCUGAGCCCUGAGCUUCAAAGGCUGAAAUUAAUGGUGAACAAAAUUGUGCAGCUCUGGCCGUCCCAUGCGGGGCAAGCCCAUUGAGGGUUAUCAUUAAGUAAAGAAAUAAAGAGGGGGAAAAAAGCCUGCCUGUUCCAAAAAGCUCAUCAGAUAAUGACCUCAGUGAUUGGAUUUUCAUUACCAAACAGCAUCCAGAGAUUAUCUACUCCACAGAAGAAAGGAGGGGGAAGGAAAAAAAGGAAAGAAAGGAAAGCAACCGUCUUUCUCUUCCUCUCUCUCUCCUUUUUUUUUUUUUCUUUCUUUUGCACAUCUUUUCUUUAAAACUGUCAGAUCAUUUCAGUAUUUCAAAUCCGAGGAAAACAGCCUGCCUGCUGCUGUAUUUGAAGUUGUAAUGGUGUCAAAAAGUCACGACUGACUGACAGCCGUCAGUCCCAGAGGGGCUCAUUAAAUCAUAAAAACUUGACAAGGAAAUAAUUGCGCAUCGCCAGCAACUUGGCGCCUGUUUAGACGUUUUUAUUUUCUUUCAUUAUUAGUCCCCACCAUUACGUUCAUUAACAAAUUGCAUUAAACUGUUAAGGGCUAA
This is a messenger RNA of Eubalaena glacialis (North Atlantic right whale), 4204 nucleotides long. RefSeq names its product vesicle transport through interaction with t-SNAREs 1A (gene VTI1A). Gene Ontology annotation, molecular function: SNAP receptor activity; SNARE binding. Gene Ontology annotation, biological process: macroautophagy; retrograde transport, endosome to Golgi; intracellular protein transport. The transcript is spliced from 9 exons. NCBI's taxonomy places the organism in Eukaryota, Metazoa, Chordata, Mammalia, Artiodactyla, Balaenidae. The coding region runs from base 168 to 842 and encodes 224 amino acids. Gene Ontology annotation, cellular component: endoplasmic reticulum membrane; Golgi apparatus; ER to Golgi transport vesicle membrane. The record is from RefSeq and is a predicted model, not a curated record.